Lytechinus pictus (painted urchin) is the source of this 4074-nucleotide messenger RNA. Its product is annotated as mitochondrial calcium uniporter regulator 1-like. Gene Ontology annotation, cellular component: mitochondrion. The record is from RefSeq and is a predicted model, not a curated record. Lineage: Eukaryota; Metazoa; Echinodermata; Echinoidea; Temnopleuroida; Toxopneustidae. The transcript has 8 exons. The coding region runs from base 103 to 672 and encodes 189 amino acids.
UUUUAUUAGAAUCACGCAGAUACGCAUGCAGACAAGGGGCACUGUGCAGACUUGGGUCACCUUGCCGUACUUUUGAUAGGGUCUCUUGUACACAAAAGGCUCAUGUGUCAAAAUGUAACAACAACGGGCAGAAUCUUCAUUGAUACACACACUGCAGUCAAAGCUAUGGAGAAGAGUGGUUUAACAGUAGAACAAGCCGAAUGUUUGACAGGAAUCUUGAUGAAUAUCAUGGAAAAAAGCACUGAGCUAAAUCAUAAAGAACUUGUAACUAAACAACAACAGGAAAUGGUGAUACAGCAAGUGAUGUCCCGCAUAGCCUCUGUUAAGAAAGACAUGGUGAUUCUAGAAAAAAGUGAAUUCUCUGCUCUUAGAAGUGAGAAUGAGAAAUUGGCAAUAGAAGUCAACCAACUGAGGCAACAAUUAGCUGAUGAAAUCCAAAAGCUUGCCAACACAGUGAAAUUAGACAUCAAUCUCGAGAGGAGUCGAUCAAUAGAGAUGUCUGCAGGGCAAGAACAAGAAUUGGAGAAGGUUACCCAAAGGAUACGGACAGAGGUGGCAAACAUGACAGCAAAAUUAGAAGCUACCAAAACAGAUAUGAUCAAAUACUUUGCCGGAACCCUCCUUGGGUGCUUAACGUUAGGUCUUGGUUUUUAUCGCAUCCUUCUCAUGUGACAUCUAGCACCACGUCUUCCUCCUCCUCGUAAUCAUCCUCACCAAGUAUUUUAAAAUACCACUGUGCAGCGAUGAGACAGAUGUGAGCAUGUAGUGCCAGUUUGUAAGAUCUUGGUCCCGUAACUCAAAGCCUAGCGUUUGAUGACAUUGGUAAUUUUCAUACCUGAUUACAUUAAAUAUUGUGUGUAGUGUACAAGCAACUGUACAAUCAAUCUUUAAUUUUUGUGUCAUCGGGCCCUGGACACAUACUAUUGCAUAAGUUUGUUAAUGUCAUGGCAUUCAAUGAAUUGAAAUGUUUGUGCUUUGUGAUAAACUUCUACUUAGAUGUCGAUGUGAUAACUGACAGAUUUCAUUUUCUUUUAUGUUUGUACUUGUUUAAGAUUAAUGUGUAUGUCGUUAAUUAACUGUAGUAAAGCUUUGAAAGCAUUCAAUGUUUCUCGAUGCUUAGACAUGCCCACAGCUUUCUGCCCGCAGCACAGUGAUGUUAACAGAUGGAGUACCUAAUUGUAUUUGGUACAUUCGCUCUUUCUAGAAAAGCUAAAACUCAUGGAACCAAUUUAUUUAGAGUUAAUAUUUUCUUUCUUCUUAGAAACAUAGUUGUGUGAUAUUUAUUGCCAAAGCCAUGUCAGAGAUAAUAUGAUGACUUGCCAUACGUAUCAAAGGAGAGAAUAUAAUUAUCUGCCUAAGAACUAGGUUAUUUAGAGGGUACCUUGGAGGAGGCUACUUUACAGGGUUUGAGUAUCCUACCCUGCAGUGAUAAUAAAAAUCAUGUAAUUAAAAAAAAUUGAAUAAUUCACCAAGAUUAUUUCUAUUUGUUUUGAGCAUGUGUGUCACACAUGGAGUAAAUAUUUAAAGAAUAUUUUUCCUUCCAUAAUUAUGUGAAAAUGAAAGAGAGUAAGAUUAUUAUGCAUAGAUUCAUCUAUAAAGUGAUACUGUGGCCCGUAUUCUGAAGUCGGUUUAACUUAAACUCAGGUUUAAAGUUGGGGUUCAAGUAUGGACAGCCAAUUGUUACAUAAUCACUAACAGUAGAGAUAUCAUACUUCAGCUCAUUUGGCUCUCAAAUCAUUCAUAAUUGUCUAGGAAGUAUAAAUAGAUGAUUAUCUUCACCAUCGAUGAAUCAGGAAAGAGCACAGUAAACACAAGUAACAUACAACUUAAUAAAUAUUUUGAUACUUUUGGCUUCCCAUACUUAAACCACAACUUUAAACCUGAGUUUAAGUUAAACCCGACUUCAGAAUACGGGCCAUAGCGUUUGUGUACAAUAGUGGGCCCCUCCCAAAUAUUGUGUCUUAUCUGGAUAAAGAUCUGUCACUGGUAAUGCUUGCCAUUUGUUGAUGCACUUUGAAUAUAUUUGUUCACGUCUGGAAAUAUUACAACAGAAAUUUAUUUUAAGAUAUCUAUUUUCAAAAUGAUGACUUCUGGUCUAAGAAAACCAUUUACUGUUAUACUGUUUCCUUGUGUUGUGAAGUUGCCAUCAUCUCAAUUCUCUAAAGUAUUGGUCAAAAAGUGAGAUUCCUUCCUAAUAUCAUGUUGGUCUUAAGAAAAACAGAAAUAGGAGAAGAAGAAUUAAUGAAUGAAAUUUUGAUGAAAAUCCAUUAAAAAAGCAGGAAUUGUUACCUUUAGGUCUCAUUUUUCUGGAUGACAAAUGCAAGCUGGUUUUCUAGACUAUGAAUUCCAUAAAACUGCUAUUUUUCACAAAUUUUUAAUGACUUCAAAGUAUAUUUCAUUCUCUCUUCUAUGAAAAAAAUUGUUUAUUUAUCAUGAACUGGAAAAAAGUAAUAUUGUGAUAUACUGCUUUAAAUGGGGAGCAGUUCCCAACUGACAUCACAAAAUUUUACCAUUUGAUGAAUUUUCACAAUGAUAUGUGUCUCCAAUUAAUUACUUUUUUCUUUGAAAACAACCAAAUGUCAGAUGAACUUUCCUCUUAAGUAUAUUUGUAUUAUGUGCAAAUUGACUGAUGAAAUUAAAUUAAUCUGGAUGCUGUCUGGAGGAUUUCUAGAAGAGAGCAAGGAAUUCAUUCAAAAUGAGAUAUACAUAUAGAUACAUUAGUGAACCAUUGGUGUAUGGGUAUUUAUUUAUUUUGAAGUAAAAAUGAAUUUUUGUAAUAAAUUGUAUUACAGACUAAUGUUAUAAUGAUAAUUGUGUAAAUGUCUUGUGAGCAGUUCAAGUUAUGUCAUGUAAAUCCCAGUAUAAAACAUGCAAUUGAAACCAAUGAUACAACUAUAGAUGACACUAAAUAUGAAUUACUGUCACUAUGUCAUUCGUUUUCACUGUUCAAUAGCACAAGUAACAGGGGCCGCGGAAGCGGGGGGGGGAUGGCGGGGCUUCAGCCCCCCCACUUUUUUCAAAAACCGUGUACAAAAACGUAAAAAUGACCAUAUGAUUGAGAUUUUUAGCAUGGUCAGCCCCCCCCCCCCCAACUUUUGGCUCAGCCCCCCCACUUUGAAAACCGUUCUGCGGCCCCUGAGUAACAAGGUACUUUGUCAUUGUGCAUAGUGUUCACUUCAUUCCUUGCCUCCCCUUUAUUCAAUGCAUGAUGGCUUGCUUGGUGCAUUUUUUUGUAUCUGUAUAGAUCUGUAUCUGCAUAGAUGAAACACUUAUUCUGCUAGAAUAUCUAUUUUUAUACAGUAUAUAAAAUAAUGAGCUUAUACACAAUUGAUUUUUCGACAUUGUACAGGGAAUAAAUUUUCUUACAAAAUUUGAUUAGCAAAUAGUCAAGAGAAAAUCUCUCAAAUAAGUUCUGCACAGUCCUAUGUAAAAAUUUGCUACACAAAAGACUUUUUUAAAUGUGUAACAAUGCCAGUAAAUUAUUCCCUGUUGUAUGUCAAUAUCUUUGUGUUAGACUGAAACUGAUAUAAUUUUAUUAUUUCCAUGAAGAGAUUAAACUUAAAGAAGCAAAGCCCUAAUGAUUUCACUCAGAUGACAACAAAAUUAAUGGAUUUUUACAUUUUUUUUGAAGUAGAAAAUUUGAAUAAAUGUAAUUUCAUGUAAUAAUUCCACAUGAAAUGGGAAAUUACUUCAUCAACUCACUCAUUGCAUAUUCAGGAUUGGAUGCAUAUAAGUGUUUCAACAAAAUAAUGUAAAAGAGUAAAAUAACAUUACUCUGCUAUUCUGUUUUCGAAUUUGAUGAGAUUUUAAGUGUUUAUUUUGUUUGAUAUUUUCUUGGUAUUUGAUCAUACUGUUUUGAGCCAGGAGAAACCUGUAAGUAACUUAAAUCAAAGAAUAAGAUAAGGUAGCAUCAUAUGCAACUAUAUAUAAAUAAGGAUGAAAUUACUUUUCUGUUGAAAUUCGUCUUGUUCUUAUGACCAAGUGUAACAAUUGUUUAUUGUUUUCUAUGUUAAACAUAACUUUACCUUAAAUCAUGAGAUGUGAUAUUAUCAUUAAACUAUACUUUCUUAUAAA